AUUAUUGGAGAAGAGAGAGAGAGAGAGAGAGGAUUGUCGUUUCAACGUCUGCGUGUCGCUUCGCUUCCCCUUUCUUUCUCUUCGCGAUCUCUACCUAUCGCCUUGCUUUGCUUCGUGGGGGAGCUUUAAGUUGGGGGGGAGGACACCGGCGGUGGGGCGAUGGCGUUCCACAACCACCUCUCCCACGAGCUGACGCUGCCGCAGUACGCUGAAGAGCAGCUGGGUGGGGACAGCCCGACAGUGCUCAUGACCACCGUUGGUCAGCUCGCCGCCUCUACAUCUGGAGCCGCUACGGAGGCGAAGGACGGGAAAGACAUCCCCCGUCUCAUGGCCGAAGGAAGCGGACCCACGUGGCUCAACAGCGCAAUUCUCCGGCGGCAGGGCCACCACUACGCCGACGGCAGCUUCCUCCACCUCCAGACCACGGUCGACUCCUCCUCGCCACCGGUCGCAGCCGGAGGAGGCGGAGGUGGGCUGGGGCAUUGGUUUCCCCGGCCCCCGACCCUGCGGCGCAGCGGCAGCGAGGACGAGGCCCCGGUCUCGAGCGACUCCGUGAUGGUCGCUGCUAUCCCGGCGGACCCCCGCUGCGCGCGGGGGCGCUCAGGCGGGGAGUUCGUGGAGGCGGAGGCGUUGGCGCAGAGGACCGGCGGGGAGGCGGCUGCGGGGGAGGGGACGUGGCAGAGCGCGAGGUACAAGGCGGAGAUAUUGGCGCACCCGUUGUGCGAGCAGCUGCUGUCGGCGCACGUCGCGUGCGUGAGGAUCGCCACCCCCGUAGACCAGCUGCCGAGGAUCGAUGCGCAGCUCGCGCAAUCGCAGCAAGUCGUGUCCAAGUACUCCGUGCUCGGCGGCGGCGGCAGCAGCGGUCAGAUACUCGGCGACGGCAAGGAGCUCGAUCAGUUCAUGACACAUUAUGUCUUGCUACUUUGCUCCUUCAAAGAACAACUACAGCAGCAUGUCCGUGUUCAUGCCAUGGAAGCAGUGAUGGCUUGUUGGGAGCUUGAGCAAGCACUUCAAAGCCUAACAGGUGUCUCUCCUGGUGAAGGUACAGGUGCAACUAUGUCUGAUGAUGAUGAUGAUGACCAGGUUGACAGUGAGACAAACCUGUUGGAUGGAAGCUUGGAUGGUCCAGACAGCAUGGGAUUUGGCCCUCUUGUGCCAACCGACAGUGAGAGAUCCUUGAUGGAACGUGUUAGGCAGGAGCUGAAGCAUGAGCUGAAACAGGGUUACAAGGAGAAGAUUGUAGAUGUCAGAGAAGAGAUUCUGCGUAAGAGAAGAGCUGGAAAACUCCCUGGGGAUAGCACUUCUACAUUGAAGGCUUGGUGGCAGUCCCACUCUAAAUGGCCAUAUCCAACAGAGGACGAUAAAGCACAAUUGGUGGAGGAAACGGGAUUACAGCUAAAGCAGAUCAAUAACUGGUUCAUCAACCAAAGAAAAAGGAAUUGGCACACAAAUCCAUCAUCAUCAAGUUCUCUGAAAAGCAAGCGUAAAAGGUGAUCUCAAUGUUGGCUGAUUCAUGUAGACAAUGAGCCAGGAAUGAAGAACACAAGAACAAGAGCACUAUUUGCUGCUAUGAUGAUCAUACUGAAUCAAGUGAAGCAAUCUGCAACCACAUAUUGAAACUUAAUAUUAUGUGCAGGGAAAUCUAAUUUUAGCAGGAGAGAAAUUGGGUGUUAAUUUUAGUCAUCAAGCACUUGGAUUGAACAACACAGUGGCUUUUACAGUUACAAAGGAGUGGCUGAUAUGGUUCAGCAGCAGCAUUGGCAGAUCUACUACUAUUGGGUAUAUUGCUAAAAGUGUGUGACCUUCUUUACUUUGCUCAGAAAUUGGUAGAUUGAGAUUUAGCUUACAUAUACAUAUAUCAUUUCAUCAAGAAGAAACAGAUGUGAAUACAGAGUCUAAUAAAUGGCGGCAAUGUUACUGCUAACCUUUGACUUGUGUGGUUGGGAGUAGCAAAUUGUGAUGAA
Musa acuminata AAA Group (dessert banana) is the source of this 1964-nucleotide messenger RNA. Its product is annotated as homeobox protein knotted-1-like 13. Lineage: Eukaryota; Viridiplantae; Streptophyta; Magnoliopsida; Zingiberales; Musaceae. The transcript is spliced from 6 exons. Gene Ontology annotation, cellular component: nucleus. Bases 160 to 1494 code for a protein of 444 amino acids. The record is from RefSeq and is a predicted model, not a curated record. Gene Ontology annotation, molecular function: DNA-binding transcription factor activity, RNA polymerase II-specific; RNA polymerase II cis-regulatory region sequence-specific DNA binding. Gene Ontology annotation, biological process: regulation of transcription by RNA polymerase II.